Molecule: messenger RNA, 3212 nt
Organism: Oncorhynchus tshawytscha (Chinook salmon)
Lineage: Eukaryota; Metazoa; Chordata; Actinopteri; Salmoniformes; Salmonidae
Product: zinc finger protein 263-like
Exons: 3
Coding region: 1710-2663 (317 amino acids)
Biological process (GO): central nervous system development; regulation of transcription by RNA polymerase II
Cellular component (GO): nucleus
Molecular function (GO): DNA-binding transcription factor activity, RNA polymerase II-specific; RNA polymerase II cis-regulatory region sequence-specific DNA binding
Source: RefSeq, a predicted model, not a curated record
AGGUCACGUGGAUACAUUUGGGUUCCAUCAUAUCUUGCUGAGUAACGUUAGCUAGUCUUUUCCGGCUGUCCAACUUUUUACUUUACCUCCUGCAAAAUGUCCAAACUACAGUUGUUGAAUGUGUUUCUUACCAAGCGACUAACCGCGGCUGCUGUGGAGAUAUAUGUGGAAGUGGAAAAAACCAUAACAGAAUACGAUAACGAAAUUUCCAGUUCGAAGGAGGAGAUCAAGCGUUUACGGCGGCUACUGGAUUUGGUUUUCAAUCCCGAGAUAAAAUUACAUCGAGCAGGCAAUAUAGACUUGUGGCUUACAGAGUGGUCUUGGAAUGGGAAUUGAAAAGCGAACGACUUGGAUGUGGUUAGAGACGAGUGUUACCCAGUUGUGUUGUCACCAUCCGCAACAAGUACCCCUCACCCACCGGUGUCUACACUGGAUUCAAGGAGGCAGAUAAGUGCUUUCAGUAUCCUUUUGAACAACCUUCCACCGAUGGCUCAUUACCUUUUCCUCCCCUUUCUAUUCUCCUUUUUUGCAUGAAUUAUUUUUUAGUUUAUUCUGCAAUUCUACUUUACGCUGCAAAUAUGUAGAAAAUCAAAUAGUCCUUACAAUACAUGUAACAUAGCCUUGAAAAAUCCCCACUUGAGGUUUCUUGUGACAAAAAAAAAGACUAUGCCAAAUCAGUAAUUUAUACAUAUAAGUUAAAGCAUUAUCGGUAACUGUUUUGAUCAGCAGUAUUAUUUCUGUUAACUAUGUAUAAAAAAUAUUUGUCAUUGCACUUGCCUGGGUGGUAAGGGUAACGCACAGUAGAUCCCUGAGGUGGAACGCGUUGUGCGUGGGUUUGCCUGCUGUGGACUGGAGAGCAGCAAUCUCAGUUCUGUGAUAUCUACAGAUUCUGAUGCAGUUGUUCCAUGGGUUCCAGGUUUGGCUUUUGCUAGGUGAGUUGUUGAUUUUGGUAAACUGGAUAUCUCAGCAGCCAUGGGCAACCCACUAAUUUCUGUGCUGCCACUGACAUGAGCCUGCAUAUCAUGGAUAAAUAGAACUGGAUCCACCCUAUCCAGGAUCCCAUACUAUGUUUUCUACACAUUAGCCUACCCAAUAAUAGAACCAUGGCAUUACUCAUUACAGUGGCUUUGUGUCUACCUCCAGCUCAUGUUCAAUUUAGGGGUGUUUUCACAUUUGAAAUUCUGUUCCAGGGAGCAUUUGUGACAUUUUAUACAGAAAAUGUUGUGCUUUCACAAGACCUAUACAUAACUGUUUCAGGAUGUGAUGUGAGACGCACAUUCUACAUGUAAGCUAGCUAGAUAGCUAGCUUGUUUACAUCAGACAAAAAAAAAGUUCCACGUGACUCACCUGGGUAUGAUAUUGUGUUUCACUCAUGCUUUGUAGACCUAGCCAAUCAAACAAAAGCUACAGGGUCUGAAUCCUACAGGGGAUAUGUGAAAACUGCCUACGUAAUCUAACGUUGGCAAAUUGUGUUUGAGAAUGAUAUAACAAUAUUAGCGAAGCACAACAUGAAAAUAGCUAGAUGUUUACUUUAUAUAAAAACACUUGUGAGGCUGGCUAGGUAUAAAGCAAACUUUUAGCUGACAAACUAAAUAACAGAUUCAGUGUCCCCCCUUUCGUCAGUGAUGCUACUUUAGUUGCUAGCUAACGUUAUAGCAUAUCUCAUCUACAUUUCUGCUGGUCCUAGUCAGGCGCAGCGACAUCCUUCAAUGGUUGGUAUAGCUGUUUUCUUAGUGUGUUUUUACCAAUUUUUCUUGUUGGUGGUUUACAGAAGUCAUCAUCAGAGAAGGGCUCGCUACAAACAAGUAGGGCCAACGCAUAAAUUCUGUGGAUGGGAGUGUUUGUGUCUUUGCAUAACAACUAGCCAAAGCCUCAGUAAUUCUGGGUCUCCCAAAGGAAACCUACAUCAGCUCUAUCUCCCAGAUGAGGUUUCUCCUGAGCAGCAGCACUGUGAGCAGGAGUGGAGCCCCAGUCUGAAGCAAGAGGACCCAGAGCCCUCACAGAUUAAAGAGGAACAUGAAGUCUGGACUAGUCAGGGGGGAGAACAGCUUAAAGAGCUAGAGUCUGAUACCAAGGAGUUCAUAUUCACUCCCUCUGUGGAAAAUCUGGAACCACCUCAGACCUCACAUCUUUUCCAAAUGCAAAUUGUGGUCUCACCCACCAGUACAACUGAAGAGAUCAAGAUGAAACCAUGUCACAUUGGUGAAAACUCUUCUUGUCAUGUUUGUGGUAAAUGUUUUGACUGUAAAUCUGGUCUGGAAAGGCAUAUGAGGGCUCAUACUGGCGAAAAACCUUAUUGCUGCAGUGAAUGUGGCAAAUGCUAUAGUCAGAUAGGAAAUCUGAAAGUGCAUAUGAGGGGGCACACAGGGGAGCGAUCAUACAGAUGCUUUUUGUGUGGAGAAUACUUCAUCACAGCAUCCCAAUUAAAAUCACAUAAAAUCACUCACACGCAGGGGAGUAAUAUAAUCCCGGGGACAUCCAAAAGCAAAUCUCGUUUGUAUGCUGGUAACAGUCGUGAGACUAGGGAGGGACCGUAUCAGUGCAAGGAAUGUGUUAAAUCCUUCAGGCAGAAGAGGAACCUGUUACGGCAUAUGAGAAAUCACACAGGAGCAAUUAAUGCAGCAAAUGCUUCAACUGGAGUGGAACAUUUUUUUAUUACAUGAUUUACACAGAGGAGAAAAUGUAUUUUGUGUCCUAAUGCUCCAGCAACGAAUUCAAACAAGUGAAAUCUACAUCAGUGCAAGGACUUCAGAAAAUGGUUUAGAAUGUUUGGAUUCGGAUAUCUUGAAAAUUAAAGGAGAAGGAAACAUGAACGUGUCAUUUGGAUCAGUAGGAGUUGACUAAUGGACUUGUAGAACAUCAAAUUAUUUCAUUACAUUAUCACAUUUGUUGUUUUUGGCAAAGAUAUUUAGGAUUUGUAAGCAGUCUCAAACUUUUAUGAAUAAAAGUUGUACAGCUGUAUUCUAGAAUAUGGUGUGUUAAAAUUGACCAUUGAAUCUAACAUUUUGAACCUGGGGAGGAUCACAUUCCCAGUCAAUCCCCAUCUAAAAUGAUAAUGCGUUUCUGCAAACUCUAUUAUCCUCUGCAGGUUGCGAGGCAGAUGUUUUUACAGAUGCUCUUAAACAUGACCGGCAUACAACAGUCUUUUCUGGGACAAAUAUUACUGUGUUAAAAGCAAAUGUAUAUUUUAUUAAAGAUGUGUUUUAAAUGGA